AUGUCUCCAACAACUCCCCAUCCUUCCCAACAGCCUGAUGCCGCCACCUCCCAAGUCGGACAGUCCCCCUCCUCUUCCUCCCGCACCGCCGAACUCGCCAGUCUUAAAGUAAGCCUGCGCGCCGCUCUGCGCCAGUACCCCGACUUCCCGUCUCCUGGAAUUUUGUUCGAAGAUAUCUUGCCCAUCUUCGCCAAUCCUACUUUGCACGAAUCCCUUCUUCGCAGUCUGGAGCUGCACAUCCUUGAAAACCACGGCAACCAGAAGCCUGAUGUUAUUGUCGGUCUUGAGGCACGAGGCUUCCUUAUGGGUCCCAGCCUCGCUUUGAGACUUGGCGCGAGCUUCGUCCCUGUGCGCAAGCAGGGAAAACUGCCCGGUCCAUGUGAAACCCAGGCCUACGAAAAGGAGUACGGUCAGGACUUCUUCCAGAUGCAGGCUGACUCAAUCAAGCCUGGCCAGAAGGUGAUUGUGGUGGACGAUAUCAUUGCAACUGGCGGUUCGGCCUGGGCGGCGGGCGAACUUAUCAAGAAGAUGGGCGGCGAGCUUAUGAGCUUCCUUUUCAUCCUCGAACUUGAGUUCCUUAAGGGGCGGGAAAAGCUUCCUGCUCCGGUCUACACCCUUCUCUCUGGCCAGGAAGAAAAGCAUCAUUGA
Molecule: messenger RNA, 648 nt
Organism: Aspergillus alliaceus
Lineage: Eukaryota; Fungi; Ascomycota; Eurotiomycetes; Eurotiales; Aspergillaceae
Product: adenine phosphoribosyltransferase APT1
Exons: 2
Coding region: 1-648 (215 amino acids)
Biological process (GO): AMP salvage; adenine salvage
Cellular component (GO): cytoplasm
Molecular function (GO): adenine phosphoribosyltransferase activity; adenine binding; AMP binding
Source: RefSeq, a predicted model, not a curated record